AUGCAAGAUACAGAAUAUUUUGACGACUUAGCAGAAACCUUAACAUCUGACUUUUACAACCACUUGUUCUCAUAUUUCAUGACAUUAGAUAUUUCAAAGUUCAAUCCAAGACAAAUUCCACAUACCGAAGAAAGACAAACGUUGUUAGAAGCAAACAAGAGUGUAUAUGAACUGUUUAUAGAUGAGACUAACUUUGAGUGUUUAGAUGAAAGGUCAUUGUACGAUGAAUAUAAACAAUAUUGUCAAGAAUAUGGUUAUAUGGCAGCUUCUAAACGUACAUUCUUGGCAAAUGUCAAAAAUCUUUUAGAUGUUCAGAACGGCGUAUAUACAAAGAAAAAUUUUUCUGAGUAA
Trichomonas vaginalis G3 is the source of this 351-nucleotide messenger RNA. RefSeq lists its product as uncharacterized. The transcript has a single exon. Bases 1 to 351 code for a protein of 116 amino acids. The record is from RefSeq and is a predicted model, not a curated record. Lineage: Eukaryota; Parabasalia; Trichomonadida; Trichomonadidae.